Phragmites australis (common reed) is the source of this 621-nucleotide messenger RNA. Its product is annotated as chlorophyll a-b binding protein 7, chloroplastic-like. The record is from RefSeq and is a predicted model, not a curated record. Gene Ontology annotation, biological process: photosynthesis, light harvesting in photosystem I; response to light stimulus. Lineage: Eukaryota; Viridiplantae; Streptophyta; Magnoliopsida; Poales; Poaceae. Bases 1 to 621 code for a protein of 206 amino acids. The transcript is spliced from 4 exons. Gene Ontology annotation, cellular component: membrane.
AUGCCGCUGGACCUGGACAUGCCGCCAGCUAGCUUUGAGAUCUUGCAUUGUCGGUGGGCCAUGCUUGCUGCUCUUGGUGUUGUUGUUCCUGAGCUGUUAGAUCUAUUUGGGUUAGUUGUUGAGCCUGUAUGGUGGAAAGUUGGUUACGCAAAACUUCAGGGUGAUACUCUUGAUUACCUUGGGAUUCCUGGAUUCCGGAUUGCUGGUGGUCAAGGUGUCAUUGUAAUCGCUAUCUGUCAAGCCCUUUUGAUGGUUGGACCAGAAUAUGCGAGGUAUUGCGGAAUCGAAGCACUAGAACCUUUGGGAAUAUAUCUUCCUGGGGACAUAAACUACCCAGGAGGAGCGCUCUUCGAUCCCUUGGGUUUGUCCAAAGAUCCCGUGGCAUUCGAAGAGCUCAAGGUGAAGGAAAUGAAGAAUGGUCGCCUGGCAAUGGUUGCGUGGCUCGGGUUCUACAUUCAGGCUGCUGUAACUGGCAAGGGCCCUGUGCAGAACCUCGUCAAACACUUGUCGGACCCGCUACAUAACAACAUUUUUUAUCCUCUUUCCUUUGAGAAAUUUAACCAAGGAGCAGCUUGCGUUUUUUUCCACCUUUCUCUUUGCAUUGCAGCAACUCAUGUAUAG